AUGAUACUGAACACCAAAGAAGAUACAACAAGUAAGAGUGUUCAUCAGAGUUCAUUUACUCCAAAAAAUAAACAUAAAAGGAUAGCACAAGUUAUACAUACAUACAUACAGUUAAAGGCUAUUCAAUGUAUCAAUGAAGAUGUUGAAAAGGACGAUAUAAAUGAUGAAAUUCAAGAGGACGACAUAAAUGAUAAAAUUCAAGAGGACGACCUAAAUGAUAAAAUUCAAGAGGACGACGUAGAUGACGAAUUUCAAGAGGACGACAUAGAUCUAGACGAUGAAUUUCAAGAGGAGGAUAUAGAUGGUGAAUUUCAAGAGGACAACGUAGAUGAAGAAUUUAUGGAGGAUGACAUAUCUAACGAAUUUCAAGAGGACGAUCUGGAUGCUUUACUCCUAGAAGACAAACUUGAAUGA
Molecule: messenger RNA, 414 nt
Organism: Vicia faba (fava bean)
Lineage: Eukaryota; Viridiplantae; Streptophyta; Magnoliopsida; Fabales; Fabaceae
Source: the annotation of a GenBank genome assembly